CUCCUUUCCCAAAACGAUUUUAUUUUUUUGAAGGAUGAUCCCGAUUGCUUUGCUUCUUCUCGUAUAUGGUUCCUUUUUUUUCCUCUUCGGCGAAAUGGUCGUUUUGUCGAGCUCCAAGUAGUAAAAGGGUUGCUUCGAAGAGCCUUUUUCUCAAUAGGGACCAGGAUGGAUGGAAUGAUACGUAACCUAUAAUACCCGUCUUUGCUAAUGAAAUGCAUUCUCUUAUGUCGUUUCCAGGCUUGAAAUUGCCGUAGCUGAUAUGGCUGAGGGAGACUCUGGACGUGCGGCUGCCUUUUAUUUCCCCUCCCACCCCCAAGCGAUCUCCCACUACAAGCGACCCAGAUAAAACACUUGAUCAGCUGUUGCUGCAUUGGUAGAAAUGCCUAGUGAUGGGGAAAAGUUUUGCUCAGCUGCAUAAGCCACAACAACAAAAAAGCGUAGAGACUUCAGGGGCAGAGGUUCUAUAAAUAAGCUUCUGUUGACAGUAUUCAUAUCCACAGGAUCCAAAUUGUGAGAGAUCAUUUAGCUAUGACUUAGUUUGGGGGGGGGAGCUUUCUCUAUUAAUGAAAGGAGAUCAAGUGACCCUGGCUUUGUGAUCAAAUUGAGUUUGUUGACUUGCAGCCAACAUUUAACCAGGAUACUUCGAUUGUUUCAGCAAUGACCAUUGGCCCUGUUUAUUAUUGACGAGAAUGUAGGGUUGUUGUUUUUUACCACUAAUACAUCUAUAAGCUUUCUUUCAUGAAAUGAUGCCCAGCUUUUGAUAUUUUUACAAACAUAGCUGUGGUUGGGUGAUUGUUGCUGAUUUAACAUUUGCACUUGAUAAUGUAGACUGGAAAGAGGGUAAACUUAAAUCAUGGAGAGGAAAAAGAAGACUGUUGCUCCUGAUGGAAAAAGAGCGAUCACGUGGGAAAUCUCAGAUUCUGAAGAAGACAGUGAUGUUAAACCAGAAUCCUCAACCGCUUUUGCCACUUAUUCAGAUGCUGGAGCUCGGGGCUGCUCAGAGAAACAAAAAUUAGAGCCGGGCAUGGCUCUCCUUGAGGCAAAAGCAGUUUCUUCGCUUGUACCAUUGACACAAACCGUAUCCUGUGAUUCAAGGCCGGAGAAAAAAAAGAAAAAGCAGUCCCUGGACAAAAACAAGAUGGCCCAGAUAAAAACAGAAGAAAAAAAGAAGAGCAUGCAUAAAAAAGAAGAGAAAAUGAAGAUAAAACAGCAGAUUGCAGCUGAAAAAGAGAGACGUAAAGAAGAAGCAGCUGCCUUGAAAUUCCUUCGGCCUGAUCAGUGCAUGAAGCAAAUGAUUGUCUGUUUGGAUUCAGGUCUUCUAGAGCACCCUGGCUCUGAUAUCUUGCUGGAAGUUUUGGAUACUUUGGACUGUAAAUACCAUAUUGAGCAUCAGAUCAUUCCACACAGCAUAACCUGGAAGAGAAAAGUCUUCAGCAGUACGUCUGGUUCCGACAAUUGUCAGGAAGAGACUGCAGUGGAAAGGGAGGUCCUGCUAGUGAUGCAGCCUUCAUACUUCCUCAGACAGCUUUCAUCAAUGCAGAAUUCAAGUCCUGAUGGCCAGCAGUGUACAGCAGAUCUUAUUCAUCUGUGUCCCUUUCACCAUUUGGAAGAUCCUUCUACAGUAUCUUUCAGCGUGGUUGUCAUUGGACUAGACACCUACCAAUGGUAUCAUCAGCUUCCGCAAGAAGAACCAGUCACUGGACUAAAGAAUGAAACAUUACAGCUUGGUCCAGAGCAAUUCAUGACACGGCAUCAAAUUGAAGAGGCUCUGGUGGUGUUGCAACUCCGGGAUAACAUAAAUGUCCUAUUUCUGGAAAGGUGGCAGGAAUUGGCCCAGCAUGUGUCUGCGGUGACCAGAGCUAUAGCACUGCGUCCUUAUAAGAAACAUCAGGAAAAGCAGCCUUUCUCCUUCUGUGCCAAAGGCAAGUGGGCUAGUGGUGUGCACAUUGGCAAAGACGGGAAAGGGCUCCAAGAGACCUGGCUGAAACAGAUCCAGCAGUUCAAUCGAGUCAGUCCAGCUAUGGCAACAGCUAUUGCUCAAGCCUACCCUUCGCCAAAUCUACUCCUACAGGCCUACCGAGAAUGUAAUACAGAGGCAGAGAGACGACUUCUUCUCAGCAACCUCCAAGUCAGAACUGAGGACAAUAAAACGGAGAGACGGAUCGGCCCAGACCUGUCUCGCCGGGUCUACCUUUUCAUGGUAUCUACAAAUCCAGAGCUUGUCCUAGAUUUAAGUUGUUGAAGCCCCUUGUAGUGCUGUUCUGACCACUGGGUCAUAGCUCCUUAGCCUUAAAGCUUACUGCCAAAGCUACAAGAUUUAUUGCAGAAACAGAGUUUGUCAAAAUCAAUAAAUGUCUUUGUGCACAAAUGCUAUCAACGAGCCUA
Thamnophis sirtalis is the source of this 2385-nucleotide messenger RNA. RefSeq names its product essential meiotic structure-specific endonuclease subunit 2 (gene EME2). Gene Ontology annotation, cellular component: nucleus; Holliday junction resolvase complex. Gene Ontology annotation, molecular function: crossover junction DNA endonuclease activity; DNA binding. Gene Ontology annotation, biological process: resolution of meiotic recombination intermediates; replication fork processing; double-strand break repair. Lineage: Eukaryota; Metazoa; Chordata; Lepidosauria; Squamata; Natricidae. The record is from RefSeq and is a predicted model, not a curated record.